Moneuplotes crassus is the source of this 1564-nucleotide messenger RNA. The record is from the annotation of a GenBank genome assembly. NCBI's taxonomy places the organism in Eukaryota, Ciliophora, Spirotrichea, Euplotida, Euplotidae.
UUUAUGUCCUUCUUUGAAAAGAUAUGAUGAUGUGGAGGCAGCACAAUUCUGCCAGAUAAAGAAUUUAACAUGAUCCUUGGUGAUGGUAAAGAUGACAGGAAAAAGUCAAAGAAGUACCACUAUGGCACAGCUUAUGAGAGAAUGACUUCACCAGGAAGAGAAGCUCUUCGUGAGCAUAUUUUAACACCCCAAGCUGACAAGAAGAAAGCAAAAAUAGUUAAAAAUCCUAAAGAGGAAGAGAAAGUUUCACCUGAGAAAGAGGCAGACAAAUCUCCCGGCUAUAGUCCUUCCUUUGUCAACAGUGAUAAUGGAUCUUUUGUUCGCAGAAAAAAUAAAAUUGAAGAUGAUGAGGAAGUCAAAUUCCCAGCUAGCUCAAGAGUUGAUAAUGACAGGGAUAAUUUUAGUAUUGACCUGAAGGAUGUAUUCGACAGAGAGACAAGAGUUCUUCCCUCAUCUAGCUCUAAAUAUGGAAUUGAUAAAUGAAUGAUCUAUCUCAGUGGGCCUAUAGGCGUUCACUUUGAGUCACCCAUCAAGAUUCCUACCGAAAAAAUUGGUGAUCCUAGCAAAGUUGCAGUCAUCAAAGUAGCAUGUGGGUGGGAUCAUUGAGUAAUAUUACUUGAAAAUGGAUCAGUAUUAGUCGGAGGAAAUAACUCACAAGGCCAGCUAAAUCUAAACCCAGCUCUAUUCCCCAAGGUGACUGAUGAGCUAUACUAUCACGAAGCUAUAAAUGAGAAAUAUGAAGUGGUUGAUGUCGGCUGUGGGUCUAAUCAUACUGUCUUUAUAGUCAGGGAAAAAGAUGAUGAACAAUCAUCGAGGAAAAUAUUCUCAUGAGGCUACCAUGGAUGCUUAGGAGUGGACUCGAUGAACGAAGAUGACUAUAGACUGCACCAAGUCUUGAUUCCAGGCUUGAUCGACUACGAUAGUAUAGAAUUUCUCAUCUGAAAGUUUAAUUCGAACGCAGUUUUGGACUUUGACAACAAUCUUUAUUACUGGGGAGAUGAAUUUGAUGGCUUUAGAAUCAGAGUCCCUGAAAAGAAAAAUUGGUUUAGCAAAAGAAUCGUAGAUCUGUCCUUCGGGUUUCGUCAUGGACUUGCUUUAUUAGAAGAUGGCUCAGUCUGCCUUCUUGAUUCUAAUGGAGUUACUAAAAUGAAAUAUACAAUCCUUGACACUGUUAAAAUUGUAAAAAUAGAAGCUGGUUGUCGCCACUCCUUAUUUUUAGAUUCUAAAGGAAUCGUUUAUGGAUUUGGUUUAACUAAAUUGAAAAAUAACAACACGGAAAGAAUUCAAGGGCCAGUAGAAUGAGAAGACUUGACAGACAUCAUUAAUGAAUCAAGCUGAAUCGAUAUAUUUGCAGGAGAUGGCCAAAGCGUAGGCAUUGAUGCUGAUGGGAUCCCAUACAGAUGGAAUGGAGUCACUGGCAAGAUAGAAGUUCUUGAAGAUUUAGGAGGAAAAUAUAUACUAGAAGUCGCACUUGCAAACCAAAACAUCGUCGCAGUAUAUAGCACUCAAAGUGGCUAAUCCCAUCACUUAAGUUUUCCCACCAAAAGUCCCAUCUUCAAAAUAU